Messenger RNA from Dermatophagoides pteronyssinus (European house dust mite), 522 nucleotides. Its product is annotated as alkylated DNA repair protein alkB homolog 8-like. Lineage: Eukaryota; Metazoa; Arthropoda; Arachnida; Sarcoptiformes; Pyroglyphidae. The record is from RefSeq and is a predicted model, not a curated record.
AUGCCGUUAAUAUAUGAGUGUAGGAAUUUGCCGGAAUGCGCUGCUGAAGAAAUUGAGAAAACCUUUGUCGUCAACACGUAUGAAGCGAUAGCUUCGCACUUCAAUAGCACGCGCUACAAGCCUUGGCCGAAAGUCAGCGAGUUCGUUGCCGCCGCGACGCAGAACCCCGGGCGCGUGCUGGUCGACGUUGGAUUUGGAAACGGCAAGUACGUUCCCAGCGCGCAGCGCUCUGUGCUGUAUCUCGGCUUUGAGCUUGCCAACGCAAUGAUCGCGGAGGCGCAGCGCAACUUGUGUCACAAGACGCUGCUUGCGUUUAGCUCCGGCUGCCGCGCCCAGCCGGACUUCGCGCGCGCCGCUGUGCCCGCGCUGCCGCUGCGCGCCUGUUCGGCCGACGCGCUUGUUUGCAUCGCUGUGCUUCACCACUUGGCUUCGCGCGAGCGUCGCAUUUUGGCGUUGCGCGAGCUGCUGCGCGUGCUGAAAGUCGGAGGAGCAGCGCUGGUCUACGUGUGGCCGGAAAUUUGA